ACCAUGAUGGUUUUGUGCCUGAGGCUGCUGUUGCUCCUCCCCCUGGUUUGCUGUGUCCCCUCCCCCUCCCGCCCCCCCUCCAGACUCUGCAGACGCUGCUGCGACCACAUCGAGCCGUCGCCGGCCACCGGCCAGUACCAGAUCCCCGAGGUCCGCACGGUCAUCAACAUGACCAUCCUCAAAGGGGACAAAGGAGACAGAGGAGAUAAAGGGACACCUGGGAAGCCCGGUCUGGAGGGCACGGCCGGCUGGCGAGGACCCUCGGGCCCUAAGGGCAGCAAAGGCCAGGCGGGCUCCCCCGGGGACGCCUGCAAGAUCCCUCACUCCUCCUUCUCCGUGGGCCGCCGGAAGGCCCUGCACAGCGUGGACUACUACCAGGCGCUGGUGUUCGACACCGUGUUCGUCAACCUGGACGAGCACUUCAACAUGUUCAAGGGCAAGUUCUACUGCUACGUGCCGGGGGUGUUCCUGUUCAACAUCAACAUCCACACCUGGAACUUCAAGGAGACCUACCUGCACCUGAUGCACAACGACAAGGAGCAGGUGAUCCUGUACGCGCAGCCCAGCGAGCGGUCCAUCAUGCAGAGUCAGAGCGUGAUGCUGAACCUGGCGCUGAACGACGAGGUGUGGGUGCGACUCUACAAGCGGGAGCGGGAGAACGCCGUGUACAGCGACGACGUGGAUGUUUACAUCACCUUCAACGGAUACCUGGUGGCGCCGAGCCUCCAGUGAGAACCUGGGAACAACGAGCGGAUCGGCACAAAGCUCGGGGUCGGAUUGUUUACUUUUUUUGGCCGUGGAUUCCACUUUGUCCCAAGACAGAAGAACUUUACAGGACGUUAGAAGUUUGGUGCUUUUUUCCUCUCUGCCUGGAAAUGAACAAACUGAAACGUGGACUUCCCAUAAAACAUAUUAGAAUCAAAAAGGAGCAAUAAUUAAGAGGAAAGGUAACGAAGCACACGAUUAGGAAAGAAUGUUGAGUCACUUCCUUUGUGCCAGAAAUACAAUUUUGUACAAAGCCCACAAUGUUUCCCUCUUCUGUGCUGAGCUGCUUCUCCUCUCACUUCAGGGACUUUGUGUUAAAGUUCUCUCACUUGUCAGGAAUCCUAAAAUCUGUGCAAUCGUUUUCAUAUUGGUGCUGAGAUGAGCAGUGAGAUUGAAAUGUGUUUUCAGAGGCUGCUGUCGAACAUUCAGCACGUUUCCUCGGUGCCUUUCAGAAGAACAGUUUAAAGGGUCAGUUCAGACGUCCUCACUUCUCCUCACUUCUCCAGACAGAGUGUGACCAAGCAAAUAGUUUAAAUUAAUGUUUCAUGAUCAUUUUAUCUACUGCAGGAGAUUUUAAAAACGUUUCCCUCACAGGCCCACGACCUCAGAGGCUUGUAAACGAGCUAAUUGGAUGGAGUGUGAUGUCAGAUCCAGUUGAAUUAUUUCUAUAAAUUCGUAUUUGAAACAUCUAAGACAUUAAUGUGGUUUCAAUGACUUUACAUUUCUCCUUAUGAUAUUUCGGCCCUUGUGUGUUUUGAGCAUCAGAUGCAACGUUUACCUCUAGAACCUGUUCUCUGUCAUGAUGUUCUCGUUUGUCCACCACGAGCAGAAGGUUUAUUUUUAACAGGGUGAUGGUCCCAUUGGUCUCGAUGCCGGAGUUUGUGCUGAGUCCUAUCUGCCUGAUGAAGACAGUAAAAUCUUUAUGGAUGGUCACCAACCACCGACCAGGGUACAGACCAAAUGACGUUAGAACAACCGAGCAUUGAUUCAGGUGAAAUUGAUCAGUAAGAGAGAGAGUUAGAUCAUCUGGGUGAGAGACCAGGUCGACUCUAUGAAGAGCUUUCACAUAAGCAUGAUUCAUUUCUGGUGUCUGUAAUUGGAGGAAAUGGUCGAGCUGUGUGUUUACGCUUUUCAAAAAUGUAACCGCUCAAAGGAAGUGAACAAACAAAUACAGAUUCUUCCUCUGCCCACAAACCAGGUUAAAACAUUUACAGUCAGACGAUGCUGAUCCUGAAUCUCAAACAAAAUCCCUGAUCUAUGAAACUAAAAAAACAAUUUGACAUUGAGACCGUUUUUGAAAGAUGCCUUAAAAGAACUUGUGCCAUUUCUUGAACUGACCCUUUAAACGUGAACAUUUCCUAACAUAUCAAACAAUAAUAAAAACAACAUGGUGCUUUAUUAUCAGAUGCAGGAAUGCAUUCUGGUUCUUGAUGAUGAAAUGUCAUGUAUUGUCACAGUCUGCAGAGCCGUGUAUGUAAAUAUAUGUAUAAUAGCUCAUAUCUGUGCGAACACUUAAUGCUGUUUGGGCUGGACUGUGUGUGUUUGUGUUUUUUAUUUCUCCUUCUUUGUUGUUCUGCAUCACUCAACAUCCUCCAGACACUUGAUCAGAAGAAAUUAAAGGUUUUCAUCAUUUUCCAGAGAACUCAGACGCCUGUUUCUGCCAAUCACACGUCACACGUCACAUG
Messenger RNA from Platichthys flesus (European flounder), 2450 nucleotides. It is a transcript of the gene c1qtnf6b, whose product is annotated as C1q and TNF related 6b. Gene Ontology annotation, molecular function: protein binding. Lineage: Eukaryota; Metazoa; Chordata; Actinopteri; Pleuronectiformes; Pleuronectidae. The coding region runs from base 4 to 732 and encodes 242 amino acids. The transcript has 2 exons. The record is from RefSeq and is a predicted model, not a curated record.